UAAACAGUUCUGUAAACAAAUGUACACUUACCAAUCCCUCACAGUUAUUUAUUAUUUAUUAAGCAUUAAAUAAGCAUAGUAAAAAAAUAUAAAUGUAUGUAGGAAAAUUUAUAUAGAUUUCUUAAAAUAUAAAUAUAAAGGUCAAACAAGACCCUUCACCUCUUCUUCUUUACAUUUCUAAAUCAUCCUACUCCCCAACACCAUGCCCAAACUUCCACUGCGACCCCUCUCUCUCCUCCUCCUCUUCAUCGCCACAAUCAAUGCCGCCGCCUGCUGCAGUAAUUCUCAAAAAUUCAAGGAAGCUCCACAAUUCUACAACUCUCCAAACUGCCCCUACCUCUCCUCCAACGACAUGUGCUCUCAAGAAGCUGUCCACGUGGCCAUGAAUCUUGACUUUCCUUACCUCCGCGGCACCAUGGCAGCCAUUCACUCUAUCCUCCAACACUCUUCGUGCCCGGAAAAUCUCCGGUUCAACUUCAUUUCUUCCCCUUCCUCCACCUCUCUCCACCACGCCAUCAACUCAUCCUUCCCUUACCUCCGCUCCCAAAUCUACACCUUCCACACCUCAUCCGUCUCCGGCCUCAUCUCCACCUCCAUCCGCGCCGCUCUCGACUCUCCUCUCAACUACGCCCGCAAUUACCUCGCCGAUCUCCUCCCUCCUUGCGUCAAAAAAGUCGUAUACUUAGACUCCGAUAUAAUUCUAGUAGACGACAUUUCGGUGUUAGCUGCCUCACCACUCGUCGAAGCCGCAGUCUUGGCAGCGCCAGAGUACUGCAACGCUAACUUCACCGCUUACUUCACUCCUACGUUCUGGUCGAAUCCAUCUCUGUCGCUAACGUUCGCGGGACGCAAUGCGUGUUAUUUUAACACGGGAGUGAUGGUAAUCGAUUUGGAAAGAUGGAGACAAGGAGAUUACACGAAAAAGAUCGUUGAAUGGAUGGAAUUACAGAAGAGGAUAAGGAUCUACGUGCUGGGUUCGCUGCCUCCAUUCUUGCUGGUUUUUGCAGGGAAUAUUUCGCCUGUGGAUCACCGGUGGAACCAGCAUGGGCUUGGAGGGGACAACUUUCGAGGGCUUUGCAGAGACUUGCAUCCUGGACCCGUUAGCCUCUUGCAUUGGAGCGGCAAAGGGAAACCAUGGGCUCGCCUCGACUCCAACCGGCCAUGCCCUUUGGAUGCUCUCUGGGCUCCUUAUGAUCUGUUGCAGACAAAUUUCGAUCUCGAUUCUUGAAGAGAGUUUAGAGAAUGGUAUAAUUCAUUCCAUAAAAUAAUGCAGAUUAUAUAUUUUUAUAUAAUUUUUUUUUGAAGAUAAAAAGUUUUGGAGUGUUUAAUGAAGUAAUGCAGCAGAGGAAAUCAUAUAGAGCCAUUAACAGGCUUCAGAGCUUGCUUAAUUUCUCUAAUAUAGGGAAUUGUAUGGAGGAAGAGUUUAUUCAAUUUUAUUUUGUCUUAUAUCUAAAUAUAAUUAUGUUUUGCA
Molecule: messenger RNA, 1471 nt
Organism: Hevea brasiliensis (rubber tree)
Lineage: Eukaryota; Viridiplantae; Streptophyta; Magnoliopsida; Malpighiales; Euphorbiaceae
Product: probable galacturonosyltransferase-like 1
Exons: 1
Coding region: 203-1228 (341 amino acids)
Cellular component (GO): Golgi apparatus
Molecular function (GO): glycosyltransferase activity
Source: RefSeq, a predicted model, not a curated record